UCUCUCUCUCUUUUCCACCAGACCAGCUGAGCUGAGCCACCACCUCCUCGAUAUAUUCCCCGCAAGCCCACACCUUCCUCUCAAUUUCUCCCAUUCUCCACUCCACACCCGUCCCGUCUGCAUCUACCCGCCACUUCCUCCUCCUCCUCCGCCUCUCAGCUUCUGCUCUUCCUUGUUCUUUGGCCCGCGAGCUGAUAUCUGCAGUUUGCAACCGAGAAGAGAAAAAAAACGAACCGGGUUUUUUUUUAGGUCGGCGGGCGGCUAAAGAAAGAAGGGAGCUUUUUGGGUAAAAAUUUAGUCUUGUUUUUUUUUCCUUCGCUGGUUGGGGUUGGGGUUUUCAGGGAUGGGGGGAAAGGAGGGGCUGCGUCAACUGGCCCGAUUCCCAUCGCUCUGAACUUGAUGGAUGCAUCUGUGAACGCCAAGAAGAUUAGUUUCUGUGGGAACACUGGUCAUAGCCGCUGUGGUGAAGUUCAUCGACCUGCCUGGCCCUGUCGUAUGCGGGAUCACUCCUUGAACAGAAGCAACCCCUUCUUACUUCAGGUUGUCUGGUUUGCGUUUCCAUUUAAGUAUAAAAGGACCUGUAUUUGGCAUGGGCUUUAAGUAGCAUUUAAACCUUCAAAGCAUAGUUUGACAGCAAUAUACACUACAAUCGGUGUUAUACUUCUGUUGAAAAAGAUGGUGGAUGAGGAACUGUUUGAUAAGAGCUCCAAUGAUCACAGCAUCAGUUCUGAGGAAGAAGACAUGCUUGUCAGGAGUUAUAGCAAUCUCAACGUCAGCUUUGGAUACCAUUGUAAUUCUUAUCAGUGUUUUUCUCUAGACACUGAUGAGUAUGACAUCUCUCCCAACAAGAGGCUUGAAACUAAUACCAUGAUGACAUCACAAAAUGGAUCCUUCACUUGUUUGUCUGGUGCUGCGAUUAGUGCCAAUUUCACGCUGGCCAAUACAAACAUUUGCAAGGGUCUUAUCGGGGAAGAAAUUUUACCAGAACUAGACUCUCCUAAUUCUUUCAGAAAAAUUGUUUCAUCCCCAUCAAUGUCAAGAUUGGACUUGUUAUCCACCUCACAAGGCAGCCCUGUAUCGACUGAGAGCUCUAUAUUUGAAAUCAGUAAAAAUAUCUGGAGGUCCAGUGCCCCAACUACUGUCUCAUCCAAUUUUCUGACAAGUACAGAGAUAAAAAUGGCUGGUGGAGCUGCUGGAGAGGAUAGAGUCCAAGCUGUGUGCUCUGAGAAGAAUGGAUGGUUGAUUUGUGGAAUAUAUGAUGGAUUUAAUGGACGAGAUGCAGCUGACUUUUUGGCAGUAACUUUAUAUGAUAAUAUAGUAUAUUACCUAUAUUUGUUAGAGUGCCGGAUUAAACAAGAAAAUGGUCUAUAUGGUUCACCAGAGGGCUCUCUUAAUGGUGUUAAAAGUGAGUUAACACUGGCCAUGAGAUUUGCAGAAAAUGAAGAUGUGAAAUUUUCUGAAACAUUUCGAGCUGGUGUGCUUAAGUGCCUCACUACUGCUGUUGAGCAAGCUGAAAAUGACUUUUUAUGCAUGGUUGAACAAGAGAUGGACGAUAGACCAGAUUUAGUAUCAGUUGGGUCUUGUGUUCUGGUUGUGCUUCUACAUGGAACAGAUUUGUGCAUCUUAAAUCUUGGGGAUAGUAGAGCUGUGCUUGCUUCAGUGCCGUCUUCAGGAAUGGAUAAAUUGAAGGCUGUUCAAUUGACUGAGAUCCACUCACUUGAAAAUCCAUUGGAGUACCAAAAACUUUUAGCUGAUCAUCCUAAUGAGCCAUCAGUUGUGAUGGGUAACAAAAUAAAGGGGAAGCUGAAGGUUACUCGUGCUUUUGGAGUUGGCUAUCUAAAACAGAAGAAGUUGAACGAUGCACUCAUGGGAAUUCUCCGAGUUCGUAAUUUGUGCAGCCCGCCUUAUGUGUACACAAAUCCUCACACAGUUAGUCAUAAAGUCACAGAGGAUGAUUUGUUUGUUGUGCUUGGUAGUGAUGGCUUAUUUGAUUUCUUCAGCAAUGACGAAGUUGUUCAGUUGGUUUAUCAAUUUAUGCAUGAUAAUCCAAUUGGUGAUCCUGCAAAGUAUCUCAUUGAGCAACUUUUACUUAAAGCAGCGAAGGAAGCAGCUUUAACAGCUGAAGAAUUGAUGAGGAUACCUGUUGGGAGCAGGAGAAAGUACCACGAUGAUGUUACCAUCAUUGUUAUCAUCCUUGGAAAUGCUCAAAGGACAAUGACAGCGUCAACUUCACUCUGAAGAUGCAGAAUUCAUGCAACAAGCUUAUCAACUGGUAAAAAGUUUUGCGGAUGUUCGCAUAUGAAUGUGUUUUAGGAAUCUCGUGUGAUAGUUAAUAAACGAAAUGAUGUGUAUAUAUCCAUCUGGAGUUUUGGGAGUGACCAGCCCUUUUGUUAGAUCAAAAGGUGGACGGCAAAUUUGUUUGUCAUAAUUUUGCACAUGACUUAAACACUGAUGCUCUUCUGUGGCAUUACAAUCAGAAGAGCAGAAUGGAAUAGUCUGAAGCUUUCAUUAGCUCAUGUUGUUAUAA
Oryza sativa Japonica Group (Japanese rice) is the source of this 2527-nucleotide messenger RNA. The record is from RefSeq and is a predicted model, not a curated record. Lineage: Eukaryota; Viridiplantae; Streptophyta; Magnoliopsida; Poales; Poaceae.